AUGGAGCCAACAGAUCUAUCCUUUUGUUGUGAUCUUUCAGGUAAAAUAGAUGUUUUAUCUUUAUUAUUAAAUGAAAAUAGUGAAAUAACAUUUAAAUAUGCUCAAUCAUUAGUAAGAAAACUUUAG
Messenger RNA from Dictyostelium discoideum AX4, 126 nucleotides. RefSeq lists its product as hypothetical. The coding region runs from base 1 to 126 and encodes 41 amino acids. The record is from RefSeq and is a predicted model, not a curated record. Lineage: Eukaryota; Evosea; Eumycetozoa; Dictyosteliales; Dictyosteliaceae. The transcript has a single exon.